CCACCUCCACCACUUACAGGAUCUGAUGUUGAGACAUGGUUGGAGGACAGGCGCCAUUGUCCCGGAGUUGGAGACAGAGACACUGAUAGUGAACACAGAGCAAUACACCCAGUCACUCACCUGGAUGCAGGCACUGACCGGUCUCCUGGAGCGCAUGCAGACUUAUCGGGAUGAGGAGGCGCAGGAGGUCCUUCAGGCCUGGAUGCAGGAGCGGCAGGAGCUGAGAUCCUACACCAAGAACCUCUUCAACCCCCAUUUCGGGAGCAUCUUCCGGACUUGCCACAACCCCACGUACUUCUCCCGGCGCCUGUGCCGCUUCUCCGACCUCUACAUGAGCUCGGUCAGCUGCCUGCUCAACUAUGACCUGCGCUACAUUUUCUACCCGCGGCGGACCCCCCUCCAGCACGAGGCACCCCUCUGGAUGGACCAGCUCUGCACCGGCUGCAUGAAGACCCCCUUCCUGGACGAGAUGUCCCACAUCCGCUAGGGGGGGUGGGGGGGGGAGGAGGGCAGCCGCCCACCCGCUCGAACCUCGAACCUUGAACCCCGACCCGCAGCUGGCCCCACUCUGCGAAGCCUUGAUUGAUUUGGGUGUGGUGGGGGGGAGGGGGGGAGGGGGGGGGCGGUUGUGACCUCUUGACCUCCCGCUGCCCCCAUGGCGUGCCAGCGAAUGGUGCACGUUUGCAGGUCAACGGAAACGGACGCUUUAACCUUCGACCCCUGGCCUCGGGCCUUGGCUCCCGGCAAGGUGGCGAGCUGGGCCCUCAAGACGAUCUCCGGAGAGUCCCCGUCAACGUCGACGGCCAAUGGCGGAAUCCCGGGCCUUCAGCUUAGGCCGGCACUGCCCCCGGGUGACACUCCAAUGCCCCCCCACCCUCACUCCUUUUCUACCCU
This is a messenger RNA of Carcharodon carcharias (great white shark), 894 nucleotides long. Its product is annotated as 5'-nucleotidase domain-containing protein 2-like. Gene Ontology annotation, molecular function: 5'-nucleotidase activity. The coding region runs from base 26 to 487 and encodes 153 amino acids. The transcript has 3 exons. NCBI's taxonomy places the organism in Eukaryota, Metazoa, Chordata, Chondrichthyes, Lamniformes, Lamnidae. The record is from RefSeq and is a predicted model, not a curated record.